Musca vetustissima is the source of this 666-nucleotide messenger RNA. RefSeq names its product tigger transposable element-derived protein 1-like. The coding region runs from base 1 to 666 and encodes 221 amino acids. The record is from RefSeq and is a predicted model, not a curated record. The transcript is spliced from 3 exons. Lineage: Eukaryota; Metazoa; Arthropoda; Insecta; Diptera; Muscidae. Gene Ontology annotation, molecular function: nucleic acid binding.
AUGAAAUUGCAAUUAGGCAAACGAGUUGUUCCCGAAAAUGUACAAGUUUUGUUCCUGCCACCAAAUACCACACCCCUAAUCCAAACACUGGACCAAGGAAUUAUCGCAACAUUCAAAACAUAUUAUAUCAAACGAACAUUCCAGUACAUUUUGGGCACUUUGGAUAGGGAUAAAACUCUAACAGUAAUUGAUGCCUGGAAAAAGUUUUCUAUCAAAGAUUGCGUUACACAUGCUGCUUUAGCAUUGUCAGAUUUACGACCAUCAACCUUAAACGGAUGUUGGAGAGCAAUUUGGCCAGAUUGUGUAAAAAGUAAAAAUCCUGUGGAGAAAAAUACAAACGAAUAUCUCAAUAUAAUUGCUUUAGCACACGCAGUUGUUCUUAGCGAAGACGAAAUAUUACAUUUUGCCUCACAGAAUGCUGAUGUUAUAGAAAGCAGUGAUAGUGAAGAACCUGAAAAAUUAACUGAAAAUUUAAUUCAAGAAGGGCUUCAACUUGCAAAAAAAUUAGGACACCAUUUCGUCAAAUAUGAUCCCAAUGUCGAAAGAGCUGCACAAUUCCAACGCGAGCUGAAUUCUUGUAUGGCUUGUUACAAGGAAUUAUACAAAGAGGUAGCAAGAAUUGGCGAACAACGGCUCAUAACAGAGUUAAGUCCAGUUCAAAAUUAG